Podarcis raffonei (Aeolian wall lizard) is the source of this 4197-nucleotide messenger RNA. It is a transcript of the gene PTPRN, whose product is annotated as protein tyrosine phosphatase receptor type N. NCBI's taxonomy places the organism in Eukaryota, Metazoa, Chordata, Lepidosauria, Squamata, Lacertidae. Gene Ontology annotation, molecular function: protein tyrosine phosphatase activity. The record is from RefSeq and is a predicted model, not a curated record. Bases 116 to 2989 code for a protein of 957 amino acids. Gene Ontology annotation, biological process: protein dephosphorylation. The transcript is spliced from 23 exons. Gene Ontology annotation, cellular component: secretory granule.
GAGGUGCGCGUCCUUGUCUCGGCCUGGAGGGGGCGCUGAUUGCCGGGUUAAGGAUGGUGCAGCGGCCGUGGAGGCGGCGGCUGCCUGGGCUGUGAGCGCGGGGGCACCGGCCGGCAUGGGGCGGUGGCGGAGCCUGCUCCGGGCGCUCGGCUGCUUCCUCCUCUCCUUGCUGCCGCUCCUCGGGGCCGGCGCUGCCGCGGAUCGCCCGCUGCAAGUGCUGCACGGCUGCCUAUUUGACAGGAGACUCUGCUCCCAACAGGAAGUCUGUGUACAAGAUGGAUUGUUUGGUCAGUGCCAGGAAGGUUCCCUUCGAGAUAAGCCGUACUUCCAGGUCACAGCCUCUGUGCUCCAGCGUUUGCAGGAUGUGCUACGGCAUCUCAUGGCACAAGGUUUAUCAUGGCAGGAUGACCUUACCCAACACGUGAUCUCCCGGGAGAUGGAACGCAUCCCCAGACUUCACCUUCCACCUCCUUGGGAGUCUGUAGCUGAGAACAGGUUCCCACCUAGUCACCUGUCUCCAAGGAAAUCCUCUUUGCCACCAGAGCCUGCCUCCCUCCAGACAGCUCAUCAGCCUCCUCUCCCUCCAGUCCUCCUGCAGCGGUACCUGGAGCUGCUGUUGGCUUCUCAGCCUGAGCUACGCUACAAGGAGCCCUUCUUAUCUUCAUAUCCACAUCACCAGUUCAGCUACCCAGAUGGUACCUUCCGGGACAACCCCAAUGCUCACAGCGCUGAGCACCCUGUUCUGCUGGACCGAGCUGCUGCUUCUAAGGCCCUGUUUGGUGCCAGCACUGCUCCCUCCUAUAGGGGGCAGCAGGGACUGGAUGGAGGUCAACUUUUCCAGGACCUGGGAGCACUUUACCUAACACAGGAGCAGACAGGUAAAUCGAGAACUAUGGCGCAGCAGAAGCACGAUUCCAGGACGGAUGGCCCCUUUCCGGACUAUGGCGACAACUCUGAAUACAGAGGGGAGCCCCGGGCACUCCUGGCAGAGCCAGAUAGAGCACUAGAGAGGCUGGCAGCAGUGCUUGCCAGCUAUGGCAUCAGGCCCCAGGAUCUCACUCCCCAGCAUCUCAGCUCCCUUGCUGGUCUUCUCCGGCUCCUCAGGAGUCCAGCUGGUAGGCUUGGACCAGACACUCCAGAAUCUAAGCGGGUGACAGAAGCUGAAAUGCAACAUGGGGAGGAGCUGGAGCCACCCCCCUCUCAAGAGAGCUAUGUCAGUGCUGUGCCCACAGAGGGGCAGGUGCAGGCACAGAGGGAGACGCUUAGCCCAACUAAGGCCAAAAUAACCAUGACGACAGCUUCCCCAGAACAACCUGAGCCCCUCCGUGCUGGUGAGGGGGAAGCAGCUGGCCUCAAGAGGCAGGUGGCAGUGAUGAAGAAGAGCCACACAUCAGUAGGGGUACCUGGCAAGGAUGAGGACCGGCCAGAGACAGCGCUGGCUGCUGAGGAAUACGGCUACAUUGUCACUGACCAAAAGCCACUGGGUCUUGCUGCUGGCAUCCGGCUCCUGGAGAUCCUGGCUGAGCACGUGCACUUGUCCACUGCCAGUUUCAUCAACAUCAGUGUUGUGGGUCCAGCUCUCACCUUCCGCAUCCGUCAAAACCACCAAAACCUGUCUCUGGGUGAUGUGGCCAACAGGGCUGCACUGGUGAAGCCCCAGCUGGAGACGGAGGUGGGAGUGAAGAUCCUACAGACAGGUGUUGGGCAGCGCAACGAGGCUGCGACCUACCCGCACCCCACACACUUUGGCGACACCUUCCGCUCGGUGCUGCUCACCUUUGUCCUGCUGGCCUGCGUGGCUGGCAUUGUGAUAGCCGCCGCGGUGGUCUUCUGUCUGCGCCAGCAUGCCAAGCAGCGAGAGAAGGAGCGGUUGGCAGGGCUGGGGCCUGAGGGAGCGGCUGACAGCACCUUUGAAUACCAGGAGUUGUGUCGGCAGCACAUGGCUGCCAAAUCACUGUUUGGCCGUGCCGAAGCUCCCUCGCCCUCCGCUCCGGCAGAGAAUUCCCGCGUCAGCAGUGUCUCCUCACAGUUUAGCGAUGCACCCCAGGCCAGCCCCAGCUCCCACAGCAGCACACCAUCCUGGUGCGAGGAGCCUGUGCAAUCCAACAUGGACAUCUCUACUGGGCACAUGAUUCUGGCAUACAUGGAGGACCACCUGCGCAACCGUGACCGGUUAGCCAAGGAGUGGCAGGCGCUGUGUGCAUACCAGGCUGAGCCUAAUGCCUGUGAGGCUGCGCAGUGUGAAGCAAACAUCAAGAAAAACCGCAACCCUGAUUAUGUGCCCUACGAUCAUGCCCGCAUCAAGCUGAAGGCAGAGAGCAAUCCAUCCCGCAGUGACUUCAUCAAUGCCAGCCCUAUUAUUGACCAUGAUCCACGGAUGCCAGCAUACAUUGCUACACAGGGGCCACCGUCCCACACCAUCGCUGACUUCUGGCAGAUGGUGUGGGAGAACGGCUGCACUGUCAUUGUCAUGCUGAGCCCUCUAGUGGAGGACGGCGUCAAGCAGUGUGACCGCUACUGGCCUGAUGAGGGCUCCUCCCUGUACCACAUCUAUGAGGUGAACCUGGUCUCUGAACACAUCUGGUGUGAGGAUUUCCUGGUGCGCAGCUUCUACCUGAAGAACGUCCAGUCUCAGGAGACACGAACUCUGACACAGUUUCACUUCCUGAGCUGGCCUGCAGAGGGCAUCCCCACCACCACACGGCCUCUCCUUGACUUCCGCAGGAAGGUGAACAAGUGCUACCGCGGCCGCUCAUGCCCAAUCGUCAUCCACUGCAGUGAUGGCGCAGGAAGGACCGGGACGUAUAUCCUUAUCGACAUGGUUCUGAACCGAAUGGCCAAAGGUGUGAAGGAGAUUGACAUCGCAGCCACCCUGGAGCACGUGCGAGAUCAGCGACCUGGCAUGGUGCAGACAAAGGACCAGUUUGAGUUUGCACUGACAGCCGUGGCAGAGGAGGUGAAUGCCAUCCUGAAGGCCCUGCCACAGUGAUGCCCCACUCGGCGUACCCUAGCUUUGUGACUCCCCCUGACUCGAUCCCUUUUGCCUCUGCUGUGCCGUGUCCUUGCCUGGGAUGUUCUUCCUUCAUAAAGUCUAUUUCCAUGUUAUCGACCAUGACUGAAUUUAAGCUACGGGUGGUGGCCCCUCACCUGCCUGCCCCACUCCUCAGCCCCUAACCCUCCUCAUACUGUGGGGUGCUACCCUGCCCAUGUUCUCCUGGAACAGGGGUUGCCAGUGUUGUGCCCUCCACAUGCUGCUGGGCAACUACAACUCCCAGGAGCCCGAGCUAGCAUUGCAAAUAGCCAGUUUGUCGUCUAGCAACUUCUGGAGGUUGACUGCCCUUGCUCUGGACGCAGCCCUUAGUUAGUGGGAAGUGGGUACUUUGACACACUUUGGAGGUUAGUCUGUGCCCUAAUAAACAUGACUGGAUGUGCCACAGAGCAAUUCAAGGGGCUCUGCGCUCAGACACUGUGUUAAGACACCUUUCAAGGCAAGUUUUCCAAGGAGCCUCCUUUGUGUGUCCAGCCACUGUAGAUGUGCCUGCUUCUACAAAGGUGAGAGGUGUAGACUUUGUGGAUGCAUGUGGGCUCCUCAUCUAUACAGAAUGCUGCUUUGUCCCUGUGCCAUAAUCGGGGGUAAUAUCCACGACAAGGCACUGCUAGGGAAGCCUAUCUAAUUAAACCAUGUGGUCCUCAUGCCCCUUCCAUCUCUUCCUCCUCCAAUCAUCUCCUCACCUUCAAUUUGGAGCAGCCCCCAAAGGGUCCCUAGGUCUAGACAGGUGAGAGUGGGGAAAGCGUAACAAGGCUUCUACCCCAAUCGCUCCUUUCCCCUAUGUCAGGCAUGGCCAAACUUGGCCCUCCAGCUGUUUUGGGACUACAACUCCCAUCGUCCCUAGCUAACAGGACCAGUGGUCAGGGAUGAUGGGAAAUGUAGUCCCAAAACAACUGGAGGCCCAAGUUUGGCCAUGCCUGCCCUAUGUCUACUCCCCGUUACUUACAGCCUAGCAGCCUUUCCCUCCUUUUCCAAAAAAGGGGGCAGGGUGUUGCUCUGGGAGAGAUGGACCUAUGCCUGCUCCUCCCCACUAUGUUGCCCCGUCCACUUUCUCUCUGUGAUGUUACGUACACCAAGAGACAUUUCUAGAGAAUCUAAUUUUGUAUUUGAUGUGAAUAAAGUUUUUGUGUCGCGUUUGUGCAGCUGCA